AUAUCCGAGGGGUUGAAACUAGCGUGAGCAGUAUUACACAGCUGACAGAGCCAGCCUCUCACCCGACUCUCUUUGCGCAUGUCAUGGCCAUACCGACGGCGACGGUAGUCGCAACCGCAACGAGAACGCUCGCCGCUCGAGCCGCCGACCCCAACCCGACGACACCCGCGUUCGUGAACGGCCUGCAAUGGAUCACGGCUUACCUUGCGAUACAUAUGCUCAGCGUUCCGAGUCGGCGUUACUCGUACCUCUUGUGGAUAGCCAUCGUCUUUGGCUUCCUCAUAUUCGCUAUCGCGCACUGGACCGGGUCACGGGGUGGAGUCCUUGGUGCAUAUUGGUCGAAGUGGGCCAUACGGCGGCGGACGGUGGGCAAAUGGCGGACGGUGAAGAAGAAGGGACAGACAUUGAGGAAACAACCUAUGCUAUUGCCCUCCAAUGCCCAACUGCUCUGCCUGACUGCCCUUUUCGCCGCGGCAUUCUUGUUGUCCUUCGUCGGUCCAGAUUACAUCAAGCCGAACACCCCAACAUGGAACUGGACCAAACGCUCUGUCGAGCUGGGGAAACGCAAGCUGAAGUAUGAUCCGAACGACUACGUUGGGUUUGCUCCCCAGUACACCAUAGCGAAGGCGUGGUGGACUGUCGGCGGUCGGACGGGCAUGAUUGCGUUUGCAUUCCUUCCCCUAUGCAUCCUUUUUGCGAUCAAGGCGCCACCGUUCGCUCUCUUCGCGGUACCCUUUAUGAUUCAAAUCCACUUUGACAAGCUUGCUUGGCUGCAUCGCUGGUGCGGCCGCCUGAUCUGGUUCCUCUCCGCCCUUCACGUCGCAACUUGGAGCGUACAGCUCUGGAACGAUCACAAGACAUCCCCAUUCGCGGACUCCAAGGACACGAACAAGCGAGCGUAUUUCUAUGCAUGGCAGUUCGAGCGCUUCAUUUACGCGUGGAUCGCGUUCGGCUUGUUCACUGCCAUCGUCCUCCUCUCCAUCCUUCCGUUGCGGCGAGAUCACUACGAGACGUUCUGGUUCCUUCAUGUCCUCCUCGUACCCAUGGCCAUCGUCAUGGCAGCGCUUCACCAUCCUCCGAUCUGGUACUGGUGUUGGGCAGCCUUGGCUAUAUGGGGCGGCGAACGACUAUGGAGGGCUGGAUUCUGGCUUUGGAAUAAUGGUUUCCUCGGCACUAGUUCUGCCUCUCGGCCCUCAUAUCAGCGCGCCUCACAUGUCCAUGCAAGCGGGUUGAAGGAAUCGGCAGCUUAUCCUUUACCAUCACCGGUUCCGCCUGUGUAUCAGGACAAACGGAACGAGCCCGUACGGUCAAUCCAUGAUACGCAUUCCCCUAUAUCGCCUGCCGUCUCCGCCAGGUUCACGCCAACACAUCCCAAUUACCCCUCGGAAUCUUCUGUCGAUGCCUUCCUUUCCUCUCAGUCGGAGUAUUCGCCCCCUCCUGGAUAUGCCCAAGCUGAGCUCUUGGCCGGACGCACCGUUCGCCUCACCUUCACCCCUCCACGACAGCUAUCGUGGGCACCGGGCCAGCACUUCCUCAUAUGCAUACCCUCUGUCUCCUCUUUCCUUUCCCACCCCUUUACGGUGGCCUCCGUAUCCGAUUUGAAAGCGCCAACCGCAAGCGGCCGACAACUUGUCAUCCUCGUGCGCGCGAAAGCGGGCUGGACGCGAGACUUGUGGGACGAGGUCAUGAGCCUGACCGUCCGCGGUUUUAGGCAUCAUCCCAUGGAGAAGCAGCCUCCGGACGACCAGUUACCGCCGAGAGGUUUGCUUAUGCGUAUGUGGGUCGAUGGUCCUUUUGGGUCGUCGAUCAGAGCGCGGUGGGGACACUAUUCGACUGCGCUUAUUGUUUCUGGUGGCUCAGGCGUGAGCUUCGGUCUCUCCGUGUUGGAAUACCUGUGCCUAUGCAUGGCGGGCCGUGACGGAAGGGAGUUAGGAGGCCGUCCUGGCGGAUGGGGCAAGCGAGGUUUCAUGACCAGACGCGUGCGAUUCGUCUGGCUCGUCCGCGAGUUUUCUCACAUACAAUGGUGUGCCACUGUCCUGCGUCGCUGCAGGGAUCUGAUCCCUGAACCCGGUCUGCAAAUCAACAUAUUCGUCACUAACUUAUCAUCACCGCCGAAGUCCCCACGGCCGCGUAUCGACACCUCCUACCUGCUACAUUCCGUCGAGAACGAUCACCUGGCUCCACCUACACCCCAAUAUGCGAAGGCCGAGCGCCAAAGACGCGAUUCAGUAUCCUCAGUCGAGAGUGAUGCCGAGUCCGAUCUUAGCGAGAUUGACCUGAGCUACUAUACCGGCGGCCCUUCCGGCACCAACUACGACGACUCUCAAGACGACAUGGUCCAGACCGGUACCGUCCUCGACCUGACCAACUUCGACGGCGAAGACGACACUGCUCUGCCUGGAGAGGCGCGGCUGAGCCGACAGUUACAGAAGACUGGGAGACAUAAGCGAACGCUCUCUCGCAAGGCGCACUCCGCGCAGGCUUCAAGGUCUGAUUUGUCGAAGCGCGGGGAGUUCAGUGGGUCAGCGCGGGCGCAGCAGUCGACGGACAAGCUGCUUGGAAACAUGAGCAAGCCGAUGUCACCUAUUGAAGAAGACUACAUGAGUGGAUAUAAUAGCCCAAGGAGUCCGUCCGUCAUGUCUCCGAGCGACUCGGAUACCCUUGUGGCUAACCAAGGCUAUCCUCCGCCUCGUCUACCUUGGGGUGGUUCACGUCCGGUGUCGAUGGCGUUCACGGACGAAUCUCAUCUCAGUACAACGCGACCUUCGACUACAAUGUCUAAUUGGGAGACGCGCUCGAUGGCGGGGUUGAUAGAACAUACGACCGAGGAGGGGUUCCGGUUGGACGUCGAUCCGCGGGAGAUGCGAGAUAUCAAUGCUAUUUCUGAGUACGCUCGGCCUGGUCGGCCGUUAUUGGAACGGAUCCUAUCGGAUGAGGUCGAGCAGUCUCGCGGUGCUGUCGUCGUCGCCUGUUGCGGGCCUACUUCCCUGAAUGCUGUAUUACGCAAGGCUAUAUCCUCUCAGAUUAACCCAAGCCGCAUAAGGCGUGGCGAUAUGCGUGGCUCCAUCGCCCUUGUAAGCGAAGAGUUCGAGUAUUAG
Punctularia strigosozonata HHB-11173 SS5 is the source of this 3098-nucleotide messenger RNA. RefSeq lists its product as uncharacterized. Gene Ontology annotation, molecular function: ferric-chelate reductase activity. Gene Ontology annotation, biological process: iron ion transport; copper ion import; intracellular iron ion homeostasis. The coding region runs from base 84 to 3098 and encodes 1004 amino acids. Gene Ontology annotation, cellular component: plasma membrane. The transcript is spliced from 5 exons. The record is from RefSeq and is a predicted model, not a curated record. NCBI's taxonomy places the organism in Eukaryota, Fungi, Basidiomycota, Agaricomycetes, Corticiales, Punctulariaceae.